CGACUCGAAGCCCCGUUCGCUCGCUCCACUCCGCGAACGACCUAAAUAAUAAGCCUUACCAGAAAACUCCGUGCUAGUGAUGAAUCGGGGGCGGUGCUGUCAAAGAAAGGCCCCCCUGUCGCCGUCUGACCGUUUUCCUCUCGGUCCCGAACGCCGCGCCGCCCGCCGCCCGGGACUGGCAUGAGACACGGCUCGGGUUGCUUUGUAGACCGUUCGGCCCCGGAGGGUCGUGCCGGUCGACAUGGAAUGAGGCCUCGAGCGUAUAAAACGCCACCACCAUGGCCAGCGGCAACGGCUCUGGCCAACAUCAAUCAAAGGGCCUCGUAUACAAAGAAUCAAACAUCAGCAACCCCGCGAUGAGCAAGCCCAGGCAAAAGACCGUCCUCGUCACCGGCUGCAGCGACGGCAGCGCCGGUGCGGCCCUCGCCCGCGAGUUCCACAGCCGCGGCCUCCGCGUGCUGGCCACCUCCACGGACGGACGGCGGAUGCGCUCCCUCGACGCCCUCGGCAUCACCACCCUGGCCCUCGACUGCACCUCCCCCGCGUCGCGCGCCCGCUUGGCCGAGGAGUUGCGGCGCAUCACCGGCCACGACGACGACGGCAGCGGCGGGCUCGACAUGCUCGUCAACAACGCCGCCGCCUUCAGCCUCAUGCCGCUCGCAGACGUGGACCUCGACGAGGCGCGCGGCGUGUUCGACGUCAACGUCUUCGGUCCGCUGGCCAUGGUCCAGACGUGUCUGCCCUUUCUUCUGGCUGCUGCUGAUUCUGCUUCUUCUGCUAAUGGUGGUGGUGAUGGCGCCGCGGGGUCCUCCCAGCCCGCCGUCACCGUCGUCAACGUGGGCAGCAUAUCAGCCGUCAUGUGUCCCCCAUGGCAAGGCGUCUACGCAGCCAGCAAGGCCGCGCUGCUCGCCCUGGGCAACGUCCUGCGCGUGGAGCUGGCGCCCCUGGGCAUCGGGGUCGUCACUGUCAUGUCUGGGGGCGUGGCGACGGCCGCGAUGCAGACAUGGUCGGGCCGCGGGCGCGUCCCCGAGGGUAGCCUGUAUCGGCAGCUGGCGCCGUACAUCGAGGGCAACGAAGCCGGCAAGGCCAUUCAAAGCACGGUGCCGUCUGAGUAUGCUAGGCAGGUGGUGGAUGAUCUGCUCGGCACGCGGCCGCGGCCGCUCAUCUGGAGGGGAGCGUUCGCCUGGGUGGCCUGGGCCUUUACAUGGCUGGGCUGGGUGGGUAUGAUGGAUGGCGGUCACAUAAAAAGGGCUCUUCUGCAUCGGGUACAUCCUCCUCGUACACAGACUCUGCAGAAUUAA
This is a messenger RNA of Purpureocillium takamizusanense, 1301 nucleotides long. RefSeq lists its product as uncharacterized. NCBI's taxonomy places the organism in Eukaryota, Fungi, Ascomycota, Sordariomycetes, Hypocreales, Ophiocordycipitaceae. Bases 279 to 1301 code for a protein of 340 amino acids. Gene Ontology annotation, cellular component: endoplasmic reticulum; lipid droplet. The record is from RefSeq and is a predicted model, not a curated record. Gene Ontology annotation, molecular function: triacylglycerol lipase activity; acylglycerone-phosphate reductase (NADP+) activity. Gene Ontology annotation, biological process: phosphatidic acid biosynthetic process; triglyceride catabolic process. The transcript is spliced from 2 exons.